This is a messenger RNA of Eimeria acervulina, 3807 nucleotides long. RefSeq names its product helicase, putative. NCBI's taxonomy places the organism in Eukaryota, Apicomplexa, Conoidasida, Eucoccidiorida, Eimeriidae. The record is from RefSeq and is a predicted model, not a curated record. Bases 1 to 3807 code for a protein of 1268 amino acids. Gene Ontology annotation, biological process: intracellular protein transport; membrane fusion; endoplasmic reticulum to Golgi vesicle-mediated transport. Gene Ontology annotation, cellular component: endoplasmic reticulum; ER to Golgi transport vesicle membrane; Golgi stack. The transcript is spliced from 3 exons.
AUGCUUUUCAGACCCCGGGGGGCCCCCUUGGGCCCCUCCCUCAAACCCUUUGGGGGCCCCUUUGGGGGCCCCCAUCGCCUUCACCAAAUACGAAAGAGAAGCACUUACACCUUGCAGCAGCAGCAGCAACAACAACAACAACAACAUUAUGAUCAGCAGCAGCAGCAUUCACAUCAGCAGCCGCAGCAACAGCAGCAGCAUCAGCAGCAGCAGCAGCAGCAGCAGCAGCAUGUUUAUUCCUUUGGGCGUCGUCGUUUAUCUCUGCGGGAUUUGCCUAUGACGCCGAUUACCCCGCCUCAAUUCGCCGCCCCCUUUCUAAACCCUAAACACCUACAACACACACCACCCACACAGGGGCCCCCAAGGGGGGCCCCCGGGGGCCCCCUCCGUAAGGCUUCAGGGGGGCCUCCUAAUGGGGCCCCAGGGGGGACCCCCGAUAAGGCCCCAGGGGGGCCCCCCGAUAAGGCCCCAGGGGGGCCCCCCAAUGGGGCCCUAGAGGGGGCCCCCAAUAGGGUUUCAGAAGGGCCCCCCAUUGGGGGCCCCGGGGGGGCCCCCAAUGGAGCCCUAAGAGAGGAAGGGGGCCCCUUGAAAUCAGGGGCCCCCGUAUGGGGGCCCCCUUCUAAAGAAUGGGGAUCCCUACAAAGUGGGGGCCCCCAUAAGGGGGACCCCACACUUCUUUGGGGCCCCCGUAAGGGGGCCCCCCUCCAUAGUGGGGGCCCCCAAGAGGGGGGCCCCCAGGAGGGGGGCCCCCAAGAGGGGGGCCCCCAAGAAGGGGGCCCCUGUAUGAGUAAGAGUGGUUAUAGAGAGCGUGUUGAUGGAGGGGCUGUGGGGGGUGUUUGUGAAUUUGUGUUUAUGAAUUUGGAGACGAAAAAAAAUGUUAGAAUCGAUGAGCUGUACAUACACCCGGCAUUAGCAGAGGCAGCAAAGGGUUUAGGGUUUAGGGUUUUAGACGGUCGUGAGGCUGCUGCUUUUGUUGCUGCUUCUAGAGGGAGAGAUUUGCUGCUAAGGGGAGGCUUCAAAAACAAUAAAUUAAUGCUGCUGCUGCUUCCGAUUAUUAACAGACUUUAUCUCACCCACGACCUUAUUCAGCAGCAGCAGCAGCAGCAACUGCAGCAGCAGCAGCAGCAGCAGGUGGAGAGAGCAGGAGACAGCCGGGAGACUGCGCACACUGCAGCAGCAGCUGCAGCUGCUACUGCCGCUCCAUCUGGUGGUGCUGCUGCACCAACUGCUGCUGCUGCUGCUGCUGCUGCUGCUGCUGGGGGGCUCCCAGAGAGCAUUUCCUUGUCUUUAUUAAAAGCUGCUGUUGCAGAGGGGUUGAGACAUGCGGUGCUGCCUCCGCUGGAGGUUCUAGAAGGAGACGAGAGAGAUGCGCUGCUGCAGCAGCAGCAGGAGAAGCUGCACCAGCUGCAGCAGCAGCAGCAAGAAGAGGCAACAGCAGCAGCAGCAGCAAACCCCCUGGGCCUGCUUCGUCCUGUUGUGGUGCUGCUACCAACUCAAGAUAAAGCAGUUGCUUUGCUGCAGCUGCUGCAGCAGCUAGACCCGCUAGGGAGGAUAUCAGUGCAGCUGCUAAGCGACGUAGGUAGAGACUUCCACCAGCAGCAGCAGCAGCAGCAGCAGGAGCAGCAGCAGCAGCAGCAGCAGCAGGAGCAGCAGCAGGAGCAGCAGCAGCUAGAGGAUAUCCCCCCUGAGGAAUGGAGACAGCUGGGAGACAGCUGGAGGCGGCUGCUGCUGAAGGACCCUCAAACGGUGCAGAUAAUCGCAGCAAACAAGGCGCUGGAGCAGCAGCAGCAGCAACAACAACAACAGUUGGAGCAGCAGCAGCAGCAGCAGCAGCAGCAGAUGCAGCAGGAGUUCGUGAGGGUUCCUACAAUAUACGGACCAAGGAUACGCACUGCUGCUCAUGUGUAUGCCCCGCAGCAGCAGCAGCAGCAGCAGCAGCAGCAGCAGCAGCAGCUGUGGCUGCGAAUAAAUGAUGAUGAUGUUAAACGCGAGGUUGAGAGGCAGUACCCAUCAUGGGAUGAGUUGCGGCGGGAGCAGCAACUGCUGCAACAGCAGCAGCAGUUGCUGCAGCAGCAACAGCAGCAGCAGCAGCAGCAGCAGCAGCGCGCUCUACGGGCCGGGUCCAGAAGAGACAGUGAGGAGCAGCAGCAAAAACUGCUGCAGAAGCAGCAACAGCAGCAGCAGGAGCAGCAACAGCUGCUGCUGGAGGGCUUGGGGGAUAUUGAUAUGCAGCGAGACCGGCAGCAGCUGGUGAGUGCUGCUGUGUUUAAGGAACGUUUCAAUUUGCUGCUGCUGCUGCUGCAGCAGAUCCCUGCUGCUUUAACUGUUGUUUUCUGCAGCAGCAGCAGCAGCAGCAAAGAAAUCGUGAGGCUGCUGCAGCAGCACGGGUGGCCAGUUGCUGGAUAUUAUAAGGGGCUCUCAAUGCGGCGCCGUCUUGCUGCUGCUGCUGCAGCAAAUGCAGCAGCAGCAGCAGCAGCAGCUGCUGCUGCUGCUGCUGCACCAUCUGCUUCAGCAGCAACAACACAUCCAGAAGCAGCAGCAGCAGCAACGACAACAGCAGGAGCACCAGAUGCAGAUCCAGCAGCAGGAUCACCAGAUCCAGCAGCAGCAGCAGCAGCAGGAGCAGCACCACUUGUGCUGGUAGCAACAGAUUUGCUGCUGCAGACAGACCAAGUGAAGGGCUUAGCGCAUGUUAUUAACUUCAACCCCCCAACUAAUGCUGCUGCAUACCUCAGAAGAGCAGCACUCGCUCAACGCCCAGAUGGAGCAGCAGCAGCAGGUGGCGUUGCUUCUGCUGCUGGUGCUGCUGCUGCUGCUGGAGGGUUUUUAAAGGGCGGCUGGAUAUCCACUAUCAUCGGGCCUGAAGAUAUUUGCUUCGCUUCGCAGCUAUUUCGUGCUGCAGUGCAGCAGCAGCAGCAGCAGCAGCAACAGCAGCAGCAACAGCAGCAGCAACAGCAGCAGCAUUGGGAGCAGCUCUUUUCGCACAAGAGGUCACUGAGAAAGAGAAUCAGACAGCAGCAGAAGCAACAGCAAAAGCAGCAGCAGCAGCAGCAGCAGGAUCCAGAAGAACAACAGCUGCAAGACCUGCAGCAGCAGCAACAGAAGCAGCAGCAGCAGCAGCAAAGCCCCUUCAAGGAGGGGCCCCUCUUCAGUAAAGUGCUGUGGACAGCAGGAGAUACCCAUGGUUUUUAUGCUGCUGCUCCUGCUGCUGCUGCUCCUGCUGCUGCUGCUGCUGCACGCGCUGCUUCUGAUGCUGCUGCAAGCAUCAGCAAAGAGACAGUAGAAUUUUACAAGCAGAUGAAAGGGGGAAUCAGCAGCAGACUCCCUGCUGCUGAGUCGCCAGAUCCUGCUGCUGCUGCUGCUGCUGCUGCUGCUGCAGCGGAUACAGCAGCAGGCCCGCAGCAGCAGAAGCAUCAGCAGCAGCAACAGCAGCAGCAGCAGCAACAGCAGCAGAAGGAUCAGGACCCAAUAUGUUGGUUUUUCGAGUCUGAUGAUGAAAUGGAAGAAGGUAGCAGCAGCAAACCAGCAGCAGCAGCAGCAACAACAGCAACAGCAACAACAGCAGCAGCAGCCUCAACACGUGCUGCUGCUGCAGCAGCAAACAGCAGCGCCCCCUGGACGAAGGAAAACUACAUCCGCUUCGUUAUACAACGAAUGCAACGCGGUGGGAUGCGCACCCAGCAACAGCAACAGCAGCAGCAGCAGCAGCAGCAGCAGCAGCAGCAAGCAGCAGAAGUGCGGCGGACAAAGAUGCUUCUGCGAAAUUUUCAGAGGCAAGAUGCGUUUGAAGAUGUCAAACUCUCAUAA